AUCUUCAAAUACACGGCAAUAUUUGAUGACGUAGUACACAACGCAAAAAGUGCGCAAGUAUUUUUUUCAGUCUUCAAAUUUCGCUGCAGGGAGCAUUUUCUAUUCAAGUGUAGCUUGUGGUAAAAGUAGCUGGUGUUCAACAUGCCAGCAAUCAAACUUAAGAAAAAGACACAGGAGUACCUUGAGGAAAAGAAAAGGGAGAAGGAGGCUCUAGAAGCUGCCACCCCAGCUAAAACAACCCCCGCUACCACACCACCAACUCCACCAAAGAAAAAGAAAGAGGCACGAGCUCCACAAACGCCUCCGGCUUAUCUUAAAGAAAAUGAUAUUCUGUUUGAGAAACGAAAAAGGACAAUCCCAGUUGUUGAGCAGAAGUGCCAAGACUGGAUUAUGGAUAAUUUUGAGAAGAAAGAAGAGGUUCAUGUCAGCGCAAGCAAGAUGUAUGAGUACUACACAGAAUCAGUGCUUCAGGAUGCCGGCAAUGUGGCAGAUGUGGGCUUAUUCAACAGAAUAGUGCGUGAGAAACUAGGGAAAUACUAUGGUGUGAAAGAGAUGUCGCCGCUUCAUGGAAUUAUUAAAGAAAUCAAACCCAAAGAAAAGAAGGUGCAGGGGGAGACACUUAGUCUCAAAAUGAAAGACAUUCUAAAUGAGGUCAUCACUGAAGUUGGGAAUCCUAACAAGGGGUUGAGAUUUUUCAACUUGAAACAGAAAGUAGGAUCCAAGUAUCCAGCUCUGCAGGUCGAGACCUACCCGAACAAACUUCUCAACGCGCUGGAUAGAGGUGUCCGAUACGGAAGCAUCAUUCUGGUGAAAGGAUCGGGGAAAUGUGGCUAUUACCGAGUACCUGGUGAGAGCACGGCAGAGGAAGAUAAACCGAAGCCAAAGGAAAAGAAAAACAAAGGUGAAGUUGAAGAGAAAGAAGAGGAAGAAAAUGGAGAGACAGGAGAAGUUCCGGAGACCUCAGGACAGGAAGAGAAAGUAAAGUCCAAAAAGCGGGGGAAGAAAAGAAAGUCGGAGGAAGCUGAGGAAGAUGAUGGAGAGGGAAAAGAUGAACAGGAGGGAGAGGAGGACAGCAAGGCCGCCAAGAAGAAAAAGAAAAGGAGGGGUAAAUCUAGAACCAGUGCAGACAGAGGCAAAGCAGCUAGGCAUGGGGAUCCGACAAAGAUUGAGGACACCUUCCCUAUGGCUCUGACCUAUAUGUGUGAUCCCAAAGAGGCCUCCAUAGGGAAGAUAAGCAAAUACAUUAACAGAUACUACCCAGCGGUGGACACACAGGCUAAGUAUAUUGAAAAAGCAAUGGAAAAAGGCGAAUCAAAUGGCAUGUGGCAGCUAGUAGGGGGCCAGACCUAUCGUCUUCUGCUGGAAGAGUUUAACCCUGGAUACUCUGAUGAUCUGGAAGAUAUGAUUAGUCAAGCUGUCAUUGCUACUCAUGAACCUAAAAUAGCAUCAGCACUGAUGAUUAAGAAGUAUAUUCUGCAAUACCACGAGAACUUUAGUGUGGACUCCAGACCACAUUUGUUUAGAAAAGCACUGGAAAGAGCAUGUUCCAGAGGCAUCAUCAGACAAAUCUCUGGACUUGGGUGUGGAGGAUCAUUUCAGCUGGUUAAGUCCUUUAUCCCAUCUCCAGCUAUCCUGGCCGGGGAACUGGAGGAUGAAGCCGAAUACUUGGAUGACACUGUCGAGCCAGAUGGAAAGGAUGAAAUCUACAUCGUACGCAAAACUAAGUCUGGGCGAGGGACAGGAACUAAAGAGCGUAAAGAACGUAAACCUCCUGCCUCCCGAAAGUAGCUGUUUAAAGCACUGAAGCAUUUUAACGUGCUGUAGGGAUAAGGACAGAACGCUAGCCAUCAGAAUCAUGCAUGUUGUUCUGGCUGGAAAAAUGUACUAUUGAUUUAAAAAAAAUUUUUUUGCUUUUAUUGUCAUAAAUUUUAUAAUACUUUAUGUUAAAGAGUUACUCAAAUUUUAGCCUGUGCAUACUUUAUAUUAUGUAUGUGCAAUUCCAUGUAAAUGAGUAAUAAUAGAGACAGGUUUUGUUGUUUUAAAUGUUUAAUCAUGCAGUCUACAUUUGAAUGUAAUUUUGAUAACAAUUUUCAUAUUAUGCCAAACUUAAAAGGAUUACAUACGGUUAUAUUUUCAUGAAAGCAAUCUGAAAUGAGGCAUAUGAUUAUGUUAACAACUUGGAUGUGCAGUGCAUUCUCCAGUCAUUUGAAAUCUGCAUUAUUUGUACUCAUGAUUUUAUGACAUUUGAUGAAUAUUGACGAAUUUUACUAGAUCAUUUGGCAAUAUGCUUAUAGAUUGGUUAGUUUUGUAAAUAGAGAAGUUUGUUUCAUGGUACAGGUACAGGAAACCUGUGGAUUCUCUACAAUACUGCAGUGCAUAUAUUCUACUAUUACAUACAAAUCGCAAUCCCCGAUAUGCUUAACCACAAUGUACUUAUUCCUGAAUGUGUAAUUCUGUGUCGAUCGACCUUUCUUUUUAUUCAACAUUUCAUUCAUUUCAUGACCAGUAAAAAAGUAAUACAUUUAAUACAGAGAUGUAUGUGAAAGGCAGCUUGAACCAUUAUGUAUAAAAAAGGUAUUUUUACUUGCGUGUAGUCACCCUAGCAUUUGAUGUCUUGACUGCGUUCAUUGAUCGAGAGAACAUUUCUUGACUUCUGCAGGACUUGCACUUACUUUAUGACUGUUAUGGUGAAAUGAAGAUAAUUAUGCAUUUUAUUGUGGAAACUUUUUAAAAGUGGUAACAUUUUAGGAUGCCUCCAAGUUUUUUUUUUUUUUACUGUGUCAGACAGAUCUGCCAUCUUAUUUUUUCUCAGAUCCGUGCGUGUUGCAUUUUCUUCACAGAGGUAGUGUUAAUCAGCUGUAGCAGAAUAUUUUAAUGUUUUUGUUUUGAGAGAGUCAUAUUCUUUUGUGUAUUGGUCGCUGUAGACCUGUUGCUACUUUUUAUGUUCAAAUGACUGUUGUGUUCCCCACAUAAAGUUUUGUUUCAUAAACAUUAUGUGCAUAUACAUGUCUUGUAAGGAAAUUAAAGAGAAUGUGCACUCCA
Messenger RNA from Ostrea edulis (European flat oyster), 3042 nucleotides. RefSeq names its product heterochromatin protein 1-binding protein 3-like. Gene Ontology annotation, biological process: nucleosome assembly. Gene Ontology annotation, molecular function: DNA binding. NCBI's taxonomy places the organism in Eukaryota, Metazoa, Mollusca, Bivalvia, Ostreida, Ostreidae. The transcript is spliced from 11 exons. The record is from RefSeq and is a predicted model, not a curated record. Bases 142 to 1788 code for a protein of 548 amino acids. Gene Ontology annotation, cellular component: nucleosome.